UUAAAAUGGCGCCUGAGACGUUGAAGGAAGAGUUGAUCCUACUAAAAGAUGUACUUAAGUUGGUAUCUUCUAUAAAUUUGAGAGACCAGCGAAGAGCAUGCAAGGAAAUAUUUAAACUGAUUGCCAGUUACGGUGAUUCAACAAAUGAAGUAUUCAAAGUCGUUAGUGAUUUAUUGAAAACUGGCCUACAGCGACAAAACAGUAAAACAUCUAACAAGCUUCUUCCAGGAAUUGUAAGCUAUAUUGCGCAAAAUGGUCAUGCUGAAAAAUUUGUGCCUUACUGGGAAAAGUCUUUAAAGGCUUUCCGGAAAGAUUGCAUAAAAUCAAAAUCAACAAGCUUUAUUGCUUCUAAUUUCAUUUUGUGCACCAUUUUGCUUAUUGGACCAAAAACUAAUGUUGAUCCUAAGCUCUUCAUCGAAUCGAUCUCAAAGCUAUGCAGUAUAGCUUUCGUUGAUGAAAGAGCUCGAAAACUUGUACAAAAAUACCUUAAUCGGUACUUUAGUAGCUUUCCGAAGGAGGGCCCUGAAAAUUUAUUAAAUAAUCUACCGAAAAUAGAAGAAACUGACGAUCUUUGUUUUUAUUUUAUUGUGAUACAAUAUUUAAAAAGGGAGAAUAAUGAAGAUGCAAUAAAGAACAUAACAACUGAGAUUGCACCUCAAUUUUGUAAACUACUACUUAGCUCUAAGACUGAACUACCCCUGCAUCAUUUGGAUAUCUGCAAGCUCAUCUUAGGUCUAGUUGAUAAUUCUGAAAUGGAUUCUAUUUACAUAUCUCCUAUUGAGAAAAAUAUGCUAAGAAAUCCAGAAACGGCCAUAUCCAUAUUGAGAGUUAUGUUGGAGAGUACAAAUUUAAAUAUGUCUCGCCAUUGUUCAAUGUUGGCGAAACAUAUUUCAUUGGCCUUGAGAAAUAAAGAGGAAAGUAUAAGAAAGGAAUCACUAUUGGCUGUUAAUGCUUUAGCCAAAACUGUUGAUGAUGGUGAAGCAAUGUACAAAUUUAUCAAACUACUUUUCGACAUUAUUGGAGGGUCAGAAGGUAAAAUAACGCAACCGGGAAUAAAGGCUAUUCUUGUUGAAGCGAUAGGCAAAACAAUUGUAGAUAUUACACCACACCUUGAAAUAGCCGAUAAAGUCUGUGAACUAUUUCUACCUCUCAUAAAAACUGAAGUUAAUGACUCAUUGCUUAACAAUAUUAUUUUAGCAUUCGGGAAAUGGGGGCUUAUUGCAAAGAAAAAAUUGCCUUCCAAUGUUCAUCAAUAUUUAUUCAAGCAAAGUCUUACAAUGAAAAAUUCUACACCUAACGCUAAAUGUUAUUAUUUGAAAUGCAUGUAUGAUCUUAUUGUUGAACAUGAUCAGAAUUUGGAAAAGGAAAUGAUAAAAAUUGCUGACAAGGGUACUGCUAAUCUUGGAAAUUCUCAGAUUGUUGUACAAUCUUUAAUUGCAAUAUGUAUUUUAUGGAAAAUGGGUAAUUACGGCAAUGGAUAUUCCGAUUAUAUGAAGCAGUCUUUACCGAAUUAUCUAAAAUCAACAGUUUAUCUUUCAUUUAAAACACUUGUACAGGCUCCCGGCAAUUUACGUUUGGAUAUUUCGAGAAUGGUUGAAUCAUUAUAUAAACAUCAACUUAUUACUGAUACUAAAACUUUUGCCUCAACCUUGACCAUUGGUCUUUUGCAAGCUGAUAAUAAGGAAAGAAAGGACCAUGUUGCCAUAAUUAAGAGAAAUGUAGCACUAGAAUGUGAUGAUUUUAUAAUUAAUAUUCUUGACGAGCUUGGUGAAAAAUUGUCCGAAUUUAGUGGAGAUAUUGUUGAAAGAACUAUAUUAGAUUUAUGCUCCUGUCUUGUUGACAAGAAAUUGGAAAGUAAAAUAGCAUUUUUAAUGAACGUCUGCCUUUCAGUGCACUCAGAUAAAAUUAGCAAUUGUACGUUUCUUUGGAAUAAGCUACUUAGGCAAUUAAAUUUAAAUUGGAAUGAUUGUUCAGAAAUUAAAUAUAUCCAAAAAUUUACUAAUCCAAAUGAACUAUCUGAGGAUUGGAAGAGGAGCGUUAAAAAUUUAGCUUUGACUCACGAUAAGUUCACAAAAGAGUUUGUUAAAGAAUCAAUGAAAGGUCUUCGAGAAAAUUAUGUUGAAGGUGUUGAAGAGAAAGAUGUGGCUAUAAUGAAUCAUCCAGAGGACGAUCUCUGGGAUAUAUCUAUUCUAAUAAAUGAAGAAGCAGGAGAUUCUAAAAAGAAUUUAAAAAAGGAAAAUAAGUUAUAUUCCUAUGAAGAGCAAUUAGCUGAAAUUGAAAUAAGGCGUGAAGUUACGAGAAAGCGUAUUGCCGAGGGUAAAGCUAUAAACUUAACAAAAAAACAAGAAGAGCUAAAGAAAGCUCAAAUGAAAAAAGAAAAAGAAAUUAGAGAUAAAUUAAAAGCCGUUUACGGAGAAGUUGAUAAAGCUUGUAUUCUUCUUCAACAAUGCUCAACUUCUAUUUCUGAAAAUCUUAUCGAGAACGUUUUGGAAAGUCUUAGGCUACAUCUUAAUUCUCUUCUUACCGCUAAAUUGGCGGCGGCCUGCUUGUUCAAGCUGACUGACUUCUUAUGGAGAAAGAAAGCGGAUGCUCAAAAAGUAUUCUGUCGUGAACUUGUUGCCUCUGGAUUUUGCCGUUUAAUUGGUAAUCGGCAAAUUGUUGACAAAGUUCUAAGUGAUUGGAGUUCUGAAGAUCUCUUCGCUCAAAUCAGGCGUGCUAUUACUUACUUAAAUAUUGAAUGUAAGAAAAAAUCGACUUUUGGUUUGGCAUUCCUUGUUUGCUUUUUUGAUAAAGUUACGGCUGAUGAACAUUUCUUGAACGAUUCCGAAGUUAGAGAAAAUAUAUGUAAUAUUAUAUUAAGUCAUGCUAAUGAAGAAUACGACUCUCCUGAAUUUAUCGCUAAUAGAAUUGCUUAUUUACUUACAAAAUAUUCAAUGCCCAAUAAUGCAACGAUCGAGGAUUUAACUGGAAAAACAAUUGAAAUUUUCGUUUCCAAAAUAUUUUACCUGAGCGAAGAACAUUCUUUAGAACUCGUAUACACAAUCCUAGAUACUAUUCAAAAUAAGCAUUAUAUUCUUCGAAAAACGGGUGUUAUUUGUAUGGAUCAUCUGUUGACGGUUAUUGAAGAAUUCGCUCCAGAAAUUAUGGAAAGAGUGCAAGCUAGGAUUCUUGUUGCCAAUUUCGAUGGUACCGAAGAAGAUUACGCAGUUGCAGACGAUGAUAGUGAUGAUGAAAGCUUUUCAUUGCAAAUUUCAAAGAAAUACGCGGUAGCUUUGGCCGUUAAAAAACUACUGUCGAACCAUUCCAUUCCCGAACCGAAUACGAAUGUAAUCAAUUAUGCAAUUUACGACUUACAACAUGAUCAAAGAGCUGUUAGAGUAGCCGCCGCUAACGCUAUCGUUGACUCGUUACAAACAGUUGAAAACAUCGCUACUUUCUGUGGUGAUAUAAUGACGACCUACGAAAAUUUAUGUCAUAUAGAACCUCCGAAAUACGAUGAAAUGGGAAGGAUUGUUGUUCCAGCUUCGCCAGAUUUAUAUGAGAAAAGAUCAACAGUCAUUUAUUGCUUAUAUUUAAUAUCUGUAAAUAUGAAAUUGGACGAAAGUUUGGCUAUGUCUUUUGUUGACUUUUAUUUAAAUCUGGCUUUGAGAGAUAAUAAUAAAAUAAUCCGGGAGAAAGUUCUAUAUUCUGCAAAAAAGGCUAUUGAAUCUUUUGGUCAAGAUUAUCAUUUGGAAUUAAUAAAUCUUGUUGAUGAUUGGAUAAAGACGAGCGAAGGACAAUCAGAUAUAUUGGAUGAACAACAUCACUGUGCGGUUGUAAUGUUGGGUAGUCUUGGCAAAUUCUUGGAUAGGUCCGACCAGAGGGUAAUUUCCAUACUCAAACGUUUAAUCACCUGUCUUAAUACGCCAUCUAGCGUUGUUCAAAUGUCCGUCGCAAACUGUUUGGCGGAUCUUGCCGACGCUUUAGAAGACGAUUUACCUACUUACAUUAGACAUUUGCUAAAUAGUCUUUUUUCACUAAACGCCUAUGCGGAACGGGUAGGAUGUGCCUAUGGAGUUGCCGCCUUAAUAAAAGCUUACGGUAUUAAUGGAUGGUGGGAUUUUGAAAUUACAGACCAAGUGAAAGGGGCAUUGAGCAAUAAAAAAUGCUUUCAAUUUAGAGAAUCAGCUCUUCUUCUUGUCGAAAAAUGUUGCUAUCUCCUUGGUAAGGCUUGUGGUCCAAUGGUCUCUGAAUUAAUUCAGUAUCUGCUGGAUUGUUGCGCCGAUUCGAACAAGCAUGUACGCGAAGCUGCUGAGGAUACAGCUAAAGCCAUUAUGUCGAACCUUACUCAUACAGGGGUUAAACUUAUUCUACCUGAUAUCCUAAAGGGUUUGACUGUAGACUCCUGGAGAACGAAAGCAUCAUCCAUUGAUAUGUUGGGAGCUGUUGCUUUUUGUGCACCAAAACAACUGUCUGAGUUCCUACCUGGUAUAGUUCCAAAGCUUAUUGACGCUCUUUCAGAUUCCCAUCAGAAAGUAACCGAGGCUGGCCGUCAUGCUUUAUCUCGAAUAGGCAAUGUAAUAAAAAAUGAAGAAAUUCAAACCGUUGUACCCAUACUUCUCGACACAGUAAUUGAACCAGCUAAACAUACAAAACUUUGUCUAGAAACUUUAGCUUCUACCAGAUUCCAAAAUCAAGUUGAUCCACCGUCUUUAGCAUUAAUUAUGCCAGUUGUUUUAAGAUCUUUCCUUGAUAGAAGCGUUCAGAAUCGUACAAUGGCAUCGAAUAUCGUUGGAAAUUUAUUUUCUAUAUCAUCGAAAGAGCACGUUCAUCCAUAUUUAGAGUCGGUCAUGAAUGGAUUACAACAAACAUUGAUUGACCCUGCACCUGAAGUUCGAGCCAAUUCGGCGGCCGCUUUAGCAAGCGUUUAUAAAACCGUAAAGAACUCGUCUGAAGUUGUAUCGUUUAUUAAAUGGCUCAAAGAAAUGAUCAAGAGCGAAAACUCAACCGUUGAUAGAUCAGGAGCUGCUCAAGGUAUAUCUUACAUUUGGUCCGUAACGGACGACAGUACACUGGAAAGAAACGUUUUAACAAUUGUUAACGUUAUUAAGGAUUAUGAGAAUGUUUCACCAUAUGAAAGAGAUGGUCACUUGCAGAUAUUUCUCUACCUACCAGAAAUUAUUGGUGAAAGAUUUGAAAAGUUUAUUCCUAUUAUCAUUAACCCAAUACUAACGUCCUUAUCGGAUGAGAAUGAAUACGUUAGAGAUAUGGCUCUAAAAUGUGGAACGGGUAUUAUAAAUAAUUUCUAUCAGGCCGCUAUUGAAAUGAUGUUACCUGAAUUAUUAAGUGGUACGACAGAUGAUAAUUGGAGAAUAAGACUGGCUAGUAUCUCUCUGCUUGGCGAUCUUUUGUAUAAGAUUACUGGUAUAUCUGGCAAAAUGACAACUGAAACAUCAAACGAAGAUGAUAGUUUAGGAACGGAAAAAAUGAAUACAAGUCUACUUGUAGGUCUUGGCAUAGAAAAAAGAGAUUUAGUUCUUGCGGCUUUAUAUAUGAGCCGAUCGGACGUUACUUCCCAAGUUAGAAAUAGUGCAACUCACGUUUGGAAGGCUGUGGUUUCUCAUACACCAAAGACGCUAAAGGAAAUUCUCCCUAUUCUUUUUGACAGAAUUAUUGAACUCUUGUCGGCUGAUUCCUAUGAUAAGAGACAAGUUGCGGCCAGAGCUUUAGGUGAUGUUGUUAAAAAGUUGGGCGAAAAAGUUUUAUCGCAAAUUAUUCCUAUUUUGGAAACCGGUCUAGAUCAUGAGUCAGAAAGCAAAAGACACGGUGUGUGUGUUGGUCUGGCCGAAGUUGUUAAAUCAAGUAACAGGGAUCAUUUGCUUGUAUAUGCUGAUACAUUGGUACCGACAAUGUUUAAAGCUCUAAUCGAUCCAUCUGAAAAUGUUCGAGAAAGGGCCGCUGAUAUGUUCCAGGUCCUUCAAGAAGCUAUUGGUAAUAAGGCUGUAGAAGAAAUUCUUCCCAAGUUAACUAAAGCAUUAAGGGAGGAAACUGAGGACGAAAGGGCAUUGGAUGCGCUCAAACAAUUGCUUAAAGUUAAAAGCAAAGUCAUUCUCCCCCAUCUAGUCCCAGUUCUCAUUGCACCUCCGAUUAAUACAACCGCACUGGCUCAUUUAGCUGCUGUUGCAGGAGAUUCUCUUACCCGAUUCUUACCAAAGAUAAUUCCGGCGUUGCUAGUAGUACUAAGUAAAGAGGAAGAUGUUUCGGAUAAAUUUGAUGAGUGUUGCGAAGUACUAACUGCCCCACGAGAUUUCCAGGCUGGAAGAGCUGUUAUAGACGACCUUAGCGAUGAAUGUCGAAGUGAAUCGCUAGUAAGACGAGCAGCCGCUUGCAAUUUAUUAUGGAAAUAUUUGAAGGCUCGAAAAACAUUCCCAAUGGAAUGGAUUGAUAAGAUCUCCCGAAUAGUGUUUACAUUAUAUUUAGUGCCGAACGACAAAGUUUUGGCUGCAGCGACUAAAUGUCUAUCGGUAUUACUAGAUAGUUUCGACAUUGAGGACUGGUCCAAGAGCAUUUCGCUCCUUCGUCAGAACAUGCGGUUCGUUAUGAGUGAGGCAAAGGAUAAAGAGGUACCUGGCUUUGGCGUUCCUCGACUGGGGUUAGUCCCUCUAAGCGGACUUCUAAAAAAAUUACUUAUGACAUCCAAACCUGACGUGAAAGAAGGAGCGGCACUUAUGCUUCACGAUGCCUUAAGAAGGUCUCCAACGAAGAGCCUUUUGGAAGUUGGACAAGCCCUUUGCGGCUCUAUUAUUCGUUUGCUCACUGAAAAACAUAGUGUAACACUUAAAAUACCGCUUAUUGAUUGUCUUAUGAUCCUUAUGCAAAAAGUUAGCCAUCUGCUGAAAUUUUUCCUCUCCCAAAUAUCUACCGCCAUUACUCGUGGAUUAUCUGAACCUAAUAGACCUUUAAGACAGAAAUCAGUAAACUUAGCGAUGGUUUGCUUCCCGUACAUGCAAAAAAUGAAAUCGCUCCUUAUUGAUACACUCCAAGGAUUGAAACAAGACGAUAUACAAAUGAGAGAUACCUAUAUUCUAACUAUUCGAUAUGCUCUUCUCUAUUGCUCUGAGCAUAUGGGACAACAAAAUAUAGACGAGAUUCAUCAAGUCAUGACUUCAAUAAUGCUUCACGACAGCACAAAUCGCCAUCUUAGUGCCGGUUGCUUAGGGGUUUUGAUAGCGAAAGAUUUUGAAAACCAACAAUCUUUAUUGAAAACAAGUAUUGAGAAAACUUUGUCACCAUCAAGUUCAGCCGAGGAGCGACAUGCUCACAUCUUAGUUUUAAUGACCGCCUUAAAAGAAGGAGCUGAAAAGAUUUUCGAUAACGAUGAAAUUAAAUCUAAAAUCUGUUCAGCAAUAAAAUAUGCGGCUAUGUCGAGUAAACUCCCUGUGAAUGUUUGCGGUUUGAAAGCUGUGGGAUUUGCGCUAUACUACUUGGCAUCAAAUCCAAACUUAACCAUUCCCUCUGGUCUUUUAGAAGUUUUACAAAAAACAAUUGAUAAUGACACGAUUGAUGUACGACUCGUAAUUGCUAAAUCGAUUGUUUAUAUAUCCACAGCUGUUAAAGAUGACGAGGUGCUCCGUGAUAGUUUAUUAAUACCAUUUACCAAAAUCCUUCUCAGGAUAGUAAAAGAUAAGAAUUCAGCAGUUAGAUGCAGCGCUGAAGUCGGUUUGGUCCGUAUUCUUAAAGGUUUACAGGAUACAAAAGAUUUGGCUCUGAGUGUCCUUAAGAGAGAAUCGCAAACAGUUGCUGAUACAGCAGAAGACACACUUAAUAGAUUAUGCGAAAAGAAAAGAAAGGAAAUUGAUAAUUACGAUUUCCUUGAAUCUCUCGAUCAUACUUGUACGUUAUAAUGUUAAUGCAUGUUAUUGUAUCAUUGUCAGCGAAGAAAUAAAAUAAAUUUAGACAUAUUUC
Molecule: messenger RNA, 7944 nt
Organism: Dimorphilus gyrociliatus
Lineage: Eukaryota; Metazoa; Annelida; Polychaeta; Dinophilidae
Source: the annotation of a GenBank genome assembly